AUGGACCACGAGAACCUGCUCCCUCUGAGGGGCUACUACUACAGCAAAGACGAGAAGUUGCUCUUGUACGAUUACAUGCCCCUGGGAAGCUUGUCGGACCAAUUGCAUUUUGAAUACGAUGAAUGGCGACGGCCUUCCCUGAGCUGGGAAGUCAGGCUUUCGAUUGCCCUCGGAGCUGCCCGGGCCAUCGAGCACCUGCACGCCCAACGUCGUCCCAAUGACCACCACGGGAACAUCAAGUCAUCCAACGUCCUCCUCACGCCGUCCUACGAGCCCCGGGUCUCCGAUUGCGGCCUUGCCCUCCUCACAAGGUCUUCCCUGUCGGGUGGGCCCCACCCAGCAAUGGCGGAUGUGUACGGCUUCGGGGUGUUUCUUCUGGAGCUCCUGACCGGGAAGCGGCACACCCAGCCCCGCCUAUGGGAGGAAUGUGUAGAUCUUCCUGCGUGGGUCCAGUCAGUUGCUCGUGAGGAGGGGACUGCUCAAGUUCUUGAUGUGGAGCUGGCCACGAGACAUGACGACGUCGUCCAGGGGCUGAUUGAGCUCUUGGACGUGGCGAUGAGAUGUGUAUCCUCUAAUCCGUAUGGGCGCCCUUGGAUGUCUGACGUACGGAAAAAGAUCGAGUAUGUUUUGAGGAACAAGCUGGUGUUGUUGGGGAACCCCAUGAAUAAGUUCAAUUUGGAGGAUGUUUUGAGGGCCAGUAAGCAGGAAUUGGGGAAAGGGACAUUUGGGACGACUUACAAGGCUGAUCUCAAGGAUCGCACAACCACAGUGAUCUUGAAGAUGCUCAAGAAUGUGGUCUUGUCGGCUGAGGAUUUCCGGGACAAGGUUGAAGCUAUCAGUGUGAUGGACCAUGAGAACCUGCUCCCUCUGAGAGGCUACUUCUACAGCAAGGACAUGAAGUUCCUCUUGUACGAUUGCAUUCCCUUGGGAAGCUUGUUGGACCGAUUGCAUCCAUGUAGUCGAUGGAAAGGAACUGCCCUGAGCUGGGAAGUCAGGCUUUCGAUUGCACUUGGAGUUGCCCGGGCCAUUGAGCACCUGCACGCUCAGGAUAACCAGCACGGGAACAUCAGCUCGUCCAAAGUACUCCUCAUGCCAUCCUACGAGGUCCGGGUCUCCGGCUACGGCCUCACCCUCCUCACAAUGCCUGUCUCGGAGGGCAAGGCCGAACUGAGGAUGGCGGAUGUGUAUGGCUUCGGGGAGUUGCUUCUGGAGCUCCUGAUCGGGAAGCAGCGCACCCGAGUUCUCCUCAAGGAGCAAGGUCAAGGUCUAGAUCUUCCUAGGUGGAUCCAGGACGUUCUUCGAGAUGAGAGGUUUGCUGAUGUUUUCGAUGUGGAGCUCAUGAGGUACCAGCACAUUGAGGGGGGGCUGGUUAAGCUGUUGGAGAUGGCGAUCAGUUGUGUAUCCCCGAAUUUGUAUGAGCGCCCUCGGAUGUCUGAAGUGAGGAGCAAGAUUGAGCAAUUGUGUAGUCCUGGGGGACAGCGAGAUGCAUCAUCUUCUCUUAGUCCCAGUUCACAGGUAGACAGGGACUUGCAGCUCAACCAAUUCAGCCAAGUGAACAAUGAGAUACAUCCUCGGAAACCACCAGAUGGGGUUCUGGAAGUUUCUGAAAGAGUUUAUGGUGAUAGCACAGAAUCUGUGUGGGGGGAAGAAAUAGCAGCUGUGACAGAAUCAAACGUUGGGGUGACUUCUGUCAGUGACUCAGCAUCUUCGUCGGCUGUCAAUAGUGGCAGUGUGGAAGCUACUGCUUCUGGUGUCUCCGGCUCAGCGCAAUUCCCUGAUAUGAUGCUGCCAAAACAGGAAAAACUAUACCAGCAGAAUGGCUCACCAUCAUCAGCCUCCAUGUCUUCUGGAUAUGACUACGAUGUCUUCCUGAGUUUCAGAGGGCCAGAUACUCGCUCAGGCAUUACAGAUUUCCUCCAUACCAGCUUGUUAGCUGCUGGAAUUCACACAUUUAAAGAUGAUGAAGAGCUCCGAGUCGGAGAGGAGUUUGGUCCUGAGUUGCUCAAAGCGGUCAGCCAAUCAAAAGUUGCAAUUCCCAUCCUUUCUAAGGGCUAUGCCUCUAGUAAAUGGUGUCUUAAUGAGUUGGUCCAAAUGAUGGAGUGUAGUAUAACCCGGAGACAGAAGGUUAUGCCCAUUUUUUAUGACGUUAGUCCAGCGGAGGUCCGUCAUCAAAUUGGGUCUUAUGAAGGAGCCUUUCUUUCGCACGAGGAUAAAUUUGGUGCGAACGUCAGUAAAUGGAAAGCUGCUCUCGACCACAUUGCCAAUCUAAACGGAUGGGACAAUUCGAAGAAGAACAGAGGUGAAGGAGAACUGGUAGACGAGAUUGUCCAGGAGGUUAUAAAAGAGUUGAAAACAGCUUAACUACUGGUGACUGAUUGCUUGGUAGGAGUCGAAAAUCAUGUGAAGGAAAUCGAUACCAUGAUGUGUGGCGAUUCAGAGGAUAUAAGAAUUCUCGGAAUCCAUGGUAUGGGGGGUGUAGGAAAGACUACUCUUGCCAAAAUCAUCUACAACCGGCUGUCACAUCAUUUUGAAGCUUGUUGCUUCCUUUCUAACAUCAGGGGAACUUCAGAGCAAAAGGGCAUCGAAGGUUUGCAGAAUCAGCUAAUCUCUAACAUUCUCAAAAAGCAGUGGUCAAACAUUAGCAAUGUUGAGGAGGGAAAGAAGAUAAUAAAAGAAAGGUUAUGCGGCAAAAAGGUUCUGGUGCUACUUGAUGAUGUUGAUCAAAUGACUCAUUGGGAUGCACUAAUAGGAAAACCUGCAUGGUUCGGUUUAGGAAGUAAGAUUAUCAUAACUAGUAGAAAUAGAGACAUUAUUGAUGUUCCUAAGGUUUGGCAUCCAUAUGAGCUUAUGGGCCUGAAUUUCAACCAAUCUCUUCAACUUUUUUGCAAACAUGCUUUUGGAAGAGAUUACCCUUCGGACGACUAUGUUGCUUUCUCCACAGAAGUGGUCAAAAGUACCGGAGGUCUUCCUCUUGCUCUUGAGGCUAUAGGUAAACUACUUCUAUGCCGAAGCAAAGAUGUUUGGGAUGUGAUGCUGAAGAAGUUGAAAGAAGUUCCUCUCAACGAAGUAAAACGGAAGUUGAAAAUAAGUUAUGAUGCAUUGGAUGAUUGGCAAAAGCAUAUCUUUCUUGAUAUAGCCUGCCUUUUCACUGGAUUUGAUCAUAGGAUAGUGCUCCACUCUUGGAAAGAUUCCAAUCUCUAUCCAGAGGAAGGUCUUGAGGUCCUUCAGAAAAUGUCUUUGAUAAAAAUC
This is a messenger RNA of Rhodamnia argentea, 3249 nucleotides long. RefSeq lists its product as uncharacterized. The record is from RefSeq and is a predicted model, not a curated record. Gene Ontology annotation, molecular function: ATP binding; protein kinase activity. Lineage: Eukaryota; Viridiplantae; Streptophyta; Magnoliopsida; Myrtales; Myrtaceae. The transcript has 5 exons. The coding region runs from base 1 to 2361 and encodes 786 amino acids. Gene Ontology annotation, biological process: protein phosphorylation; signal transduction.